AUGUGCAAACCUAGGUCGGAAGUAAAUUCUAACUCCAAGAAUGAUGAUCAGCUGAUUGGCAAGUUACAGGAAAAAUAUCGGGACGUGGACAGGUUAGACCAAUGGGCCAAGACUCACUGUAUGAAGUUCAACAAGGCCAAGUGCCAGGUUCUCCACCUGAGUCACAAGAACCCCAUGCAAAAGAUGACAUCUACGUUUUUGCUUAUUGGUCAUCUCACUCUGCUGAUACCUCUGUUCAGUACUGGAGAAGAAUGUGCUAUUUGUGAUUACUUUGUGCUUGUUGGAGAGCCUACAGCUAUUAGUUGCCCAGUAAUUACACUGCCAGCGCUUCACUUCGAUUACAAACUGACAUGGUAUAAAAAUGGUAGUGCUACACCAGUAACCACAGAGAGAGACUCCAGGAUCCAUCAGCGAGAGGGCUUGCUUUGGCUUAUUCCUGCAACAUUGGAAGAUUCUGGAUCUUAUGAAUGUGUUGUAAGGAGCCUUAACCACUCUAACAAGAGAACAAUAAAUUUAACAGUUUUUAAGAAUGACAAUGGUUUGUGUUUUAAUGGAAAAAUGAAGUUUGAACAAAAAGUGACGAGCACAAAUACUGGAAAGAUUAUAUGCCCUGAUCUAGAACAUUUUAAAGAUGAAGAUAAUAAUCAGCCUGAAGUACACUGGUAUAAGGAGUGUAAGUCUGGAUUUCUUGGAGACGGGCGACUUCUUUUGGCCGAGGGUCAAAAUGCUGUCUUGGUUCGCAACAUAACUGUGCAGGACAGAGGAAACUACACCUGUCGUAUGGUGUACACAUACAUGGGAAAACAAUACAAUGUUUCACGAACCGUCAGUCUGGAGGUUAAAGAACGACCACAGCAGAUAAGACCAGAGUUUAUUUAUCCAAAGAACAAUACAAUUGAAGUAGAACUUGGUUCUCAUGUAGUUAUGGAAUGUAAUAUAUCAAGUGGCAUAAAUGGCUUGAUUCCAUUCUGGCAAGUUAAUGAGGAGGAUGUUGAUUAUUUUGAUAGCACCUAUAGGGAAGAGUUUUAUGAAGUGGGGUUGCCUCAUGGACUCACAGUGUCUGGAACAAAAUUUAACAUUUCAAAAGUGGAAGUGAAGGAUUAUGCUCAUAAAUUUUUCUGUCAUUUCAUAUAUGGUUCUCAACAGUUUACAGCCUACAUCAAAUUGGAACGCCCAGCUUGGAACAUUCAGGGUUACUUAAUUGGAGGAGGAGUUUCUUUGGUAUUUUUAGUAUUUUUUACCCUCUUUAUCUACAAGAUUUUCAAAGUUGAUAUUGUGCUUUGGUAUCGGGACUCCUGCCAUCCUUUCCUGAGUAAAAAAGUUUCAGAUGGGAAGAUCUAUGAUGCUUAUGUUCUAUAUCCAAAGAACAGAGAGAGCUGCUUGUAUUCAUCAGAUAUUUUUGCUCUGAAGAUACUGCCAGAGGUCUUAGAAAGGCAGUGUGGAUAUAACCUCUUCAUAUUUGGGAGGGAUGAUUUACCAGGAGAAGCUGUGAUCAGUACUGCUGAUGAAAAAAUCUGUCAAAGUAGAAGAGUGAUAAUUGUUUUGGUUCCGGAGCCCUCCUCUUACAGUAUUCUAGAAGAUGUAUCUGAAAAGCAGCUAGCCAUGUAUAAUGCUCUUAUUCAAGAUGGCAUUAAAGUAAUUCUCAUUGAACUUGAAAAAAUACAAGAUUAUGCAACCAUGCCAGAAUCCAUCCAAUAUGUUAAGCAAAAGCAUGGGGCUAUCCGAUGGAAAGGGGACUUCUCAGAAAGGUCUCACUCAGCAAGUACCAGAUUCUGGAAGAAAGUGCGCUACCAGAUGCCAUCCAGAAAAAAUGGAACCUCACCAGGAUUACAUUUGUUACCAAAACACUUCAGUUCUCCCUAAAUAACAAAAGAAACAUGAACAUGACACUGAAUGACUGGUUCUGUUCACAGUCAGUGAUGGGAUUGAUGGAAGGUCACACACAUCUGUUCUUUGCAGCCAAUCUUAUCCCUAUGUUCUGGGUUGAAGGUACUACGACUUCAUCUACAGAUGUGAAUUGCUUGUUUCUUCUGGCCAGGACAACAGAAUGCCUUGAAAUGUUGUCAGUGAUGACAUGGAAGCUGCGUAGGAAGUACAGGAGGCCUUUUCCAAGAAUUGCACUAUCAUUUGGUGGAAUUCUUUUGGUAUUA
Messenger RNA from Indicator indicator, 2150 nucleotides. RefSeq names its product interleukin-1 receptor type 1-like. Gene Ontology annotation, biological process: regulation of inflammatory response; signal transduction. NCBI's taxonomy places the organism in Eukaryota, Metazoa, Chordata, Aves, Piciformes, Indicatoridae. The record is from RefSeq and is a predicted model, not a curated record. Gene Ontology annotation, molecular function: interleukin-1, type I, activating receptor activity. The transcript has 13 exons. The coding region runs from base 1 to 1863 and encodes 620 amino acids.